This is a messenger RNA of Thamnophis sirtalis, 2328 nucleotides long. Lineage: Eukaryota; Metazoa; Chordata; Lepidosauria; Squamata; Natricidae. The record is from RefSeq and is a predicted model, not a curated record.
GUGGUGAGUUUUGCCAGCCUGAAGUCGGACGUUGCCUACGACUGGAUGGUCCUGUGUAUCGUCUGGUGCUCUGUGGCCCAGUCCCUCCUCCUCCCCUUGUUCCUUUGGGCCUGCGACCGCUACCGGGCUGACGUCCGCUCGGUCUGGGAGAAGUGCGUGGCCAUCAUGUCCAACGAUGAUGGCGGGGAAGAGACCAGCUUGGAACGGCCGAUUCCCGCAGAAGCAACGUAUUCGCAACCCUAUCCCGACAACCUCUCCGGCGACGUUCUCACGGUGGACCAGAUCGCCAGCUAUGACCUGUCAGCCCUGGAGCGGGGGAUCCCUCAGCUCUAUGCCACCAAGCCUGUCCCGGAGGACAGAAUGCAGUAUCUGCAGGUCCCUCCCACCAGGCGUUUCUCGCACGACGAAACUGAGAUUUGGACCACCAGCCAGAUUUCGGCCUACUUUCAGCAUUGGGUGGCAGGAGAGGACAUCACCGCUGAAUUGGCAAGCCUGCUCCUCCCUCAGCCUCGAUACGACCGGCGGAGGACCAGCGUCCUCUCCUACCAGGAGGAACGCCGUCCGCACCGGAAGCGCAGGAAGUCCGCCGAGAGCCCAUUAUCCCUCAAGCCCUUCUCGUGCGAAGACAUCCACCGGCAGGGAGGCUACAAGUGCUUUAGCAAAGAGGACGUGAUGGACUUCACGGAUUACCCCAGCCCCCGUCGUACCCCGAGGAGACCCCCGGUGCGCUCGGCCUCCGUCUCUCUCCUCCCAGAUGCUUUUCCCCGCCGUUCCACCGCCGCGGUUCUCCGGGACUUCCCUUUGGCCACUUUCGAACGAGAGCCUCAAGUUUUGCGAAGCAUCUCAGUCCAGGGACGAGGGACUUCUCUGGCGGUACCAGUCUCUCUCCCGGCCCAGGAGGACAUACGGACCCUCUUCCCCAAAGGGAGCUUGGACAUGCCUUGCCACGAACAGAUUCACGUGGAACUCUGCGAGAGUCCCGGGAUGGAGGAUUGUCCGAUGAUCAGGAGUUGCUCCAAGCCUGAAUGUUUCCGGGCAGGACUGAGUCCUUCCUGGAGAGGCCAAGACGAUCUUCAGAAAAACGGAAGCAAAGGAAGCACGAGCAGUUUCUUGAGCUCACCUUCAGCCUCCUCGGGAUACGUCACGUUCCACUCGGAUUCGAUUAGCUCGGCCUCGUAGACACUGGAGAAGCUGGGAUCGCUUCGUACGAGUCUCUUCCAGAGGGCCCCGGAUAGCUCGUCGCGAGACAACUCGAGACGAUUCGAGACUGCAUUAUAAUCAAUCCACUCAGUUACUUUACGACGGGCGGGAACGUUUUUGUUGACAUUUUUGUAACUCUCGUAUUUCCGCAAUGACUUCCUUUUGUUAUCAUGGGCCACGGUUCCGUCGAAAUGAACUUUUGUAUCGGUUGAAUUGUCCUGCGGCGACUCGGCUGCGGCGAAUCGCUCCCGUCCAGCUUCCAGAUUUUGUUUCUCGCCCGACGGGGGCUUCCUCCUGGAUGCGGUCCGGAUUUGGCACCAGGAACUGGACAUAGCACCAAAGAACCUUCAUCUUGUCUCUCGUCCUGGUUGUCAAGAUCAGGGGAGAGAGAGAGGUUAAAAGCAGGAUGCUUCCGAGAGCAACCUUGGAAGAAAAGCACUUCGAAUCCAGACGGGUCAUAUCUCAGCUCGGGGCAAGAGAGGAUAAAGUCCUCCUCUCUUCCUUUUCUACUGCAAGAACCCACACAGCUCGUCCAAAACUGACGGAUAUUUUUGGUUCGUUUUUUUUCUAAUCAUCUCACGUCCUCUGCGAGAACUUUUCUAGGUAGAUGUUAAAUGUGCAUGUCUUUGGGUAUCGAUCCUUCUCUCUUGGAGGCAGCUGUGGCCAAAAAGAGCCGGGUUUCCCUUUAAAAAAAACCUGCGCAGGGUACGUGCUCCAAAUUUCCCCCAUCCUUGCUCUACAUUCCAACAGGCCCUCUUUGCGAGCAACGAGGAGGUCAUGGGUGAGACCCGCGUGUGGUCCGUUAUUCCGAAAUAGUGUCAGGUGCAUGGGGUCCGUUAUUCCAGAAUAGUGUUGCAUGCACAAUGGUCCGUUAUUCCAGAAUAAUGCGUGCGUGGAUCUGGUCCCGUUAUUCCGAAAUAAGGUUGCAUUCAUUCGGUCCGUUAUUUCAGAAUAAUGUCAGCUGCACGGAGUCCGUUAUUCCAGAAUAGCGUCAAUGUUGGGAAUGGGACAAAGUGGUUGUUUGAAAAAAAAUAAUAAUAAUAAUUGAGGGUUUUUCUCAGGAGCAAAAUUUAAGUCCGAUCCAGGAAAAACCCCAUGAGGUUCGUUCCCUUACCCCUUAAGCAAGAA